AUGGAGAUCCAACUCUAUGUCUACGACCUUACCAAUGGCAUGGCACGGCAGCUUUCCCAGGCAUAUCUUGGCAUUCAGAUCGACGCUGUCUACCAUACCUCUCUCGUCUUCGGAGGAAUCGAGUAUUUCUUCGGCGCCGGUGUGCAAACAUGUCGAGCCGGCUCAACCCACCACGGCCGACCGAUGGAGACCAUACCCAUGGGGUCAACACAAUUACCCCUCGAAGUGAUCCUCGACUACCUAGAAAGUCUGAAACAAGUCUACACACCCGAAUCCUACGAUCUCUUUGCGCAUAACUGCAACAAUUUCACCAAUGAUUUUAGUAUGUUCCUACUUGGAAGAGGGAUCCCGGAGCAUAUUACUUCGUUGCCCAAGCGAGUCCUGGACACACCAUUCGGACAGAUGCUACGACCGCAGAUUGAAGCAGGCAUGAGAGGAACAGUGCAGCGGCCUUUGGACGAGCAGAAUGCAUUACCUUCGACUGCCGCCAGGAACGGGACGGCUCACGGGGCGGAAGGCUCGGCGCAGAGGACAGCCAUUAGUACAAACGGGAACGGCAUGACUGGCAAUAGAACUUAUGGGAGUGUGAUCGGUGCAAAGAGUCUUGCGGAGCUUGAACGUCAUCUGCAGGGUGCGAAGGAGACGGCUGCCACGGUCUUCUUCACGUCGUCGACUUGUGCGCCUUGUAAGAUCGCUUACCCAAUGUUCGACACUCUGGCCGAUCGGUAUUCGAACGCAUUGUUCGUAAAGGUCGAUGUGAAUGUUGCCCAGGAUGUCGGUGCAAAGUAUCGAGUCAGGGCCACACCGACAUUCAUGACGUUCAAGAAGGGUGUGAAGCAGGACGAGUGGUUGGGAGCUGAUCCGAAUAUGUUGAAAGGCAACGUGGAGAGGCUGAUCAAUACUGUGUUUCCUCCCCAUCCACACACCUCGCUGAAGGUACCAACGCUGCAGUAUGGAAGCCUGAAGCCUGUCACCUACAGCAAGGUCCCUCCCCUGGACAAGUUGAUGACGAAGCUCGGGAACGCAGGCCACGACCCACAACUCACGAUCCUGAAGUCCUUCAUCGAGACACGCAACAAAGAUGCUCGCGAGGCACCGCUACCAAAUCUCCAUGCCAUCAGCCAGAAAUUCCGCAACAAAGUCCUCUCCCUUCCCGUAGACGUCCGCUUCGCCGCCGUCGACCUCCUGCGCUGCGCCACGAUCGACCCUCGCGUGAGCGGCUACUUCGCCGAAGAACGAGCUCCCGCACUCAUCCCAACCCUCCUCAAACACAUCAACGACCUUCCAACCUGCCCUCACAAUCUACGCCUUGUCACAAUCCAACUCGCCUGCAACAUGUUCCCCUCCCCACUAUUCAUCCGAGAAAUCACACAAGGCUCUACCGAUCUUUUACAAGAGCUGAUACAACUCGUCACACGCUCACUCCUUGAUAUCUCCCACCCCAGCGUCCGGGUCAGCUCAGCAUGGCUAGUUUUCAACCUCGCCACGACAAACUAUCGUGUCCGACGGGAAGAAGAACAAGAGGCUCUGGCCGAAGCGGAGCAAGUCGAGCUCGCUGCUUCGAUAGUUGAGACUCUUGGCUCCGAGACUAACGAGGAGGCUGUCAAGGCUUUGCUGUUGAGUCUAGGGUUUUUGUUGUAUUGCGGCCCUACAAAUGGUGAAGUCAUGGACUUGUGUCGAGCUUUGGACGUGAAGAAGACGGCGAGGGAGUGUGCGAAGAUGAAAGGCUUGACGGAUUUGGCGGGUGAGGUUGGUAGUCUGUUGUGA
Molecule: messenger RNA, 1767 nt
Organism: Recurvomyces mirabilis
Lineage: Eukaryota; Fungi; Ascomycota; Dothideomycetes; Mycosphaerellales; Teratosphaeriaceae
Exons: 1
Coding region: 1-1767 (588 amino acids)
Biological process (GO): protein modification by small protein removal
Molecular function (GO): peptidase activity
Source: RefSeq, a predicted model, not a curated record